AUGGAGAACGGUGUCGAAUACAAAAUUCGACAGAUUCGGUCGAACGGACGAGGGGCCAUGUAUUGGCCAUUCCGUCCGUCCUAUGCAACGACGUUCCACAAGGUGCAGGGUAUGACGCUUAGGAACGUGUUCAUCGACACGCACCACUCAAUGAUGGAUGGAAUGUUCUAUGUGGGAAGCAGCAGAGUGCGAUCGGCUGAGGGUCUACACAUUGUAGGACCAACCCCAACGUACAUCAGGUACAACCGCAAAGUGCUUGAAGAACAACGAAAGAUCGAAGCUGCCAGCAUCAUUCCACUUGUUUGA
Messenger RNA from Caenorhabditis remanei, 306 nucleotides. RefSeq lists its product as uncharacterized. The transcript has a single exon. The record is from RefSeq and is a predicted model, not a curated record. The coding region runs from base 1 to 306 and encodes 101 amino acids. Lineage: Eukaryota; Metazoa; Nematoda; Chromadorea; Rhabditida; Rhabditidae.